Closterium sp. Naga37s-1 is the source of this 1598-nucleotide messenger RNA. Lineage: Eukaryota; Viridiplantae; Streptophyta; Zygnematophyceae; Desmidiales; Closteriaceae. The record is from the annotation of a GenBank genome assembly.
CGUGUCUCCCCCAGCCGUCGCAAGCAGCAGCAGCAGCGAGCGUGUCGGUCCCAGUGCCGAUAGGCACGCCGAUGACAAUCAACGGGCGCACAUUCAAAUUCUCGCCGCGCCGCUGUGUCAACCUUCCCGCCAUGUCGCCGUCUCAGAAGGCGCGGGUGGUGGUGCCGUGGCAGCAGGCGAGCAUGUCUGGCAAGGCUAUGUGCCGCGCGAUCUGGUUCUUCCAGGAUCCCGCGUGCAAAGGACAGACGUUGGACGUUUUCGUGAAUGGCCAACAGAGUGAGAAGCGCAUCUCCGGUGCAGCAAGGUCCGCCCUCUGCCUCGUAGACAACAUGUGUCGGUAUGCGCGCUGCCCUGCCGGCUCUGACACAUGCACCCCACCCACGGACGACCGCACGGCAGUGACGUGCGCGUGCAAGAAAGGCUACAGCGCGGUCAACAACAAAUGCCAGCCUCCCACGUGUCUCCCGCAGCCGUCGCUCGCAGCGGAAAUCCCAUCGGCCCCAGCGAGGAUUGCCACGCAGAUGACUAUCAACGGCCGUCCUUUUAGCUUCGAGUCGCGCCGCUGUGUCAACAUCCCCGCCAUGCCGGGUGCAGUCAAGGCUCGCGUGGAAGUCUCUCGACAGCAGGGAAGCGAUGCUGGCAACGCUGCUACGUGCCGCGCAAUCCGGUUCUUCCAGGAUCCCGCGUGCACAGGCCAGACGCUGGACCUUCUCCCCAUCAUCGGCACACAGAGGUGCGCCUUUUAUCCCUGCUCGCAUUGCUUCCAUGCUUUGAACGCCGUUCGGUUGUUCCCCACCAGACGCUGGACCUUCUCCCCAUCAUGGGCGCACAGAGGUGCGCGGCACGCCUUCUAUUCGUGCUCGCCUUGCUUCCAUGCUCGCCUUGCUCCCAUUGCUCCAUGCUCGCCUUGCUCCCAUGCUCGCCUUGCUCCCAUGCUCGCCUUGCUCCCAUGCUCGCCUUGCUCCCAUGCUCGCCUUGCUCCCAUGCUCGCCUUGCUCCCAUGCUCGCCUUGCUCCCAUGCUCGCCUUGCUCCCAUGCUCGCCUUGCUCCCAUGCUCGCCUUGCUCCCAUGCUCGCCUUGCUCUUAACGCCGCUCGGUUGCUCCCCCACCUGACCAACGACCCGCGCACUCGUGGCGCCCUCCCUCCCCCUGUGUGCAGUGUCAAGUAUGUUCCCGGUGUAGUGACGUCCGCCCUCUGCCUCACUGCUCACCUGCCCUCUCUCCCUCUCUCUCGCCCUGCCUGUGCUGCAGAAACCUCACCACCUGCCACCGGCACCACCGGCACCACAGCACCUUCCGGCAACAUUCUGGAAUCCGCCAACUCCGUUUCAGAGUCUGCCCGGGCCAUGCUGGAAUCCACCCUUGGCGUUACAGAUCCUGGUACCGGCACCGCCAUUUCAGGGGUUUCUAAUGCCUCUAUCGAUCCUAGUACCGGUAACAACACUGGCGAAGGACCUGCCGCCACUGACGCUGCAGUUCCUGUGGUCUUCACUCCAGGCACUUUCACCAACGAUGCAGUGAAUCCCACCAAAUCCCCCGAACCUUCCGUGAACGCGUAUGACACUUACACUACUGCUGCCACCGUGCCGGGCUACUGA